Molecule: messenger RNA, 5946 nt
Organism: Fundulus heteroclitus (mummichog)
Lineage: Eukaryota; Metazoa; Chordata; Actinopteri; Cyprinodontiformes; Fundulidae
Gene: parp14rs1
Product: poly(ADP-ribose) polymerase family member 14-related sequence 1
Biological process (GO): negative regulation of gene expression
Cellular component (GO): cytoplasm; nucleus
Molecular function (GO): transcription corepressor activity; NAD+ poly-ADP-ribosyltransferase activity
Source: RefSeq, a predicted model, not a curated record
CAGGGAAGCCAGAACCAUGGCGGAGGACUAUCCCUACCCGGUUCUGGUGGAGCUGGAGGAAAACAGCGCACCGAGACUCAAAAACAAGUUGGUGAAGUAUUUUCAGAGCAGGAAGUCUAACGGAGGAGACUGCCAGGUGGACUAUGAGUCCGGCAGCAGAACUGCGCUGCUGCGUUUCCGCAGCGAGGAGGACCAGCGAAAUGUCCUGGUCAAAGAGGCACAUAAGAUCUCCUUGGACCAGGGGGUGUUAAAAAUGAAAGUUUCACUUCCUCCAGAAGGGGAAAAGGUGGAGCCAUCUGAUAAAGGCAACAAAAAGUCGGACCAUGCAGGGUCCAACAAACAGUCGACAGCUGAUGAACACAACCGUGUGGAUGAAGGCCAGACACGGGCAGAAGGUGGAGAUGGUGAUUCAGCAGACGAGGAGCCGUGUUCCACCUCGGCUGUUUUGGGGAACAUCCCAGAGUCCGUAACCCUUGAAUUCCUGGAUAUGCUCGUGGAAAACAUCUCCAGAGAUCUCAGCUCUCCGACUGCCUCCGAGGGCUACACUUUGGAAGUCAUUCCUGACAUCUCGUCUGCAGUUGUGACUUUCCAGAGAGCAAAAGAUAACACCGAGUUCAUAGAGAGGUGUCCUCUAAACCGGAUGUUCACAAGGAAGGGCUUAUCAAUCCGCCCACUUGAGACAACGAAGAAAGUUGUGGUUGAAGGGACUUCAGACUUCAGUGCAGACAUUCUGUCUCUUUACUUUGAGAGCAAAGGCGGAGAAGUGGAAGAUGUUCAACUUAACGAAGCUGAACAGACUGCUGUCAUCACAUUUCAGAACCACCAAGCUGUACAGAAAGUCCUAAGUAAGAAGCACGAAAUAAAAAAGGAAGAAGUCAAAGUCUACCCGUAUUACAAAUCUUUGGGAGUAGCACUUUAUGGGAAAGAUAAGCCACCGGCAAAACUUCCCACUGCAAUCUCUGAACCCAUUGACAAUGCCGUCCUAAAAUACCUAGCUAACAACAAAGCAGCUCAGGAGACUGUUCGUUGUGACUUGGAAAAACAUUUCUGCAGCGUAACCCUGGAGCCGUCUGCUGUGCGCCUCAGUGCCUUGCCUUUGUUACUGAAGCAAAAAGAUAACAAAGCCACCAUCAAAGAGUGGCCAAAUGCUGUGAAGUCAGCUUUUGCUCAGGCUGUGUCAAAAUUCAAAUCCAUCAGAUUCCCCCUGGAGUCAGACGUGUGGGAGGAGUCACAGCAGAAGAUUAAGGAGAAACUCCAGAAGGAAGACGUGGUCGUGGUUUCUGAUAAAACCAGUGGUGUCCUGUCAGUGGCCGGCCUGGUGAAUGACGUCGACACGCUCCAGAAACCUGUUUCAGACAUUCUAGAUGGGAUUAGGGAGAGGGCCCGAAGGGCAAAACUAAGUAAGACCCAAGAGAUCAACGUCUCGCCAAGCAUGUUCCACAUCCUUUCCCAAAAUGGCCUUAAGGAUAAACUCUUGCAAGUGUACCCAGAACUCAAAAUGUCCUAUGACCAAAAUAACAAAGCGGUGAAAGUAACUGGCUUUGUGGACGAGAUUAUUGAUGCCACCAAAGUGAUAAGCAAUGCAAUGUUUGCAUUAAAACGACAGAAUCUAGAGCUAGAUCAACAUUUGCUUGACAUGUUGAAGGGAGAACAACAAGAGGAAGUCACAAAUGCGCUUCUCACAGCCUACGGUUUAAACGCAGCCUUGGAAAUCAGUCCGCAGAGGGUGCAGCUUGUUGCUGUUUCUGAUAAGGAUCUAAUGAAUGCUCAAGACCAUCUGAGCCAAACACUGAAAUCUCAGUACAUUGAGGUUGAAGACGUUGAAGUCCUGAAGAAUCCAGAGUGGCAGGAGCUGGUCCAUCAGCUAGAAAAAACCAACAGCGCGCCAGGAGUGAGAACUCAGAUUAUAACUCGUCAUCAGCAAGUGAUAGUGUCCGGUCAGAAGGACAGCGUGGACCUCGUCAGCAGUGAACUAGAAGACUUUUUAACAGAAAACGCUCAUGUUGAAGAAUGUGUUGAUGUUGAGGCAAAUGUCGUCAUUGAGUACCUUAAAAGUCAGACACCCUGGUUAAACCAACUGGAAGGUGGGGUGGAGGUGGCCUUUGCAAAGGAGGACAUCAUCCUAAGUGGCUGUAGAUCUGCUGUGAAAGACUGCAAGACCAUAGUCAGAGAUUUAGUCUCUUCUGUGUUCUUCGAUAGUUUUACAGUCACAAAACCUGGAGUCAAGAAGUUUUUUCAGGAAAAACAACCUGUGUAUGCUGCCAUUAUUAAGAAUGACACAGGCUGCCUCGUCCAACUGGUUGAUGACUCUAAUGACAAACAAGAAGACUUUGCCAUUGCUCAAAUGCACAAACCUGUUUACAAAACGCAAACAACUGAUGGAGUGGAGAUAUUGGUCUCCAAGGCAGACAUUUGCAGUUACUCUGUGGAUGCUGUUGUCAACCCUUCUACUGAGGACUUGAAACACAACGGAGGUCUUGCUUUGGCACUUUCAACAGCUGCAGGUCCUCAGCUGCAGCUCGAAUGUGAUCAAAUAGUCAGCUUAAAAGGAAAACUCCGACCUGGAGAUAGUGUUGUAACUGAUGCUGGGGGAACGCUGCGUUGCAAAAAAGUGAUCCACGCCGUUGGACCCUUCUUUGAUCCCACUAAGCCAAAGAAGUGUGAGGCUCAGUUGAGAAGAACUGUUAAAGGAAGCUUAGAACUUGCUGAGACGUGUGGCUGUGAUUCUGUGGCUCUUCCUGCCAUCAGCAGAAGUCUCAACUUUCCCCUCAACCUGUGCCUAGACACCAUUGUUAAAGCAAUUAAGGAAUACUGCGAUGAAAGGUAUGAUGACAACACCUUGAAGACGAUUCAUCUGGUGGGCAACGAUGACAAUGUUGUUCUUGAAAUGGAGGCUGCUGUGAAGAAGGAGUUUGGAAAUCAAGGAGUUAGUGUGUUCCCACAAAGUCAUGUCCCUAAAGUUAUUCCCAAGUCUCCCCUGCUUAAGCUAGCUCCAUCUGACCCAAGCUUGUGCCGAGCGCAGACCAAAGAGGGCUUGAACAUCGUUCUUAAGAAGGGAAAUAUUGAGGCUUCCAAGACAGAGGUAAUUGUGAACACAGCGGCGGAGGAUCUGGUGUUGGACAAAGGGGCGAUUUCAAAAGCCAUCUUCGGUGCAGCUGGACCCAAGCUUCAGCAGCUGGUUCACAGCCAGAAAACCGGAGGAGCUCCAGGCGAGAUUGUUGUUACGGACAGCUGCAAGCUAAAGAGCAAACAGGUUUUCCACGCGAUUGCUCCGAGCUGGGACAAAGGCCAAGGGACGGCUGAAAAGACUCUGACUGGGAUCUUUAAAGAUUGCUUGGACCUGGCAGAGAAAAAUCGUUUGGCGUCUAUAUCGUUCCCGGCAGUUGGCACCGGAAACUUGGGUUUUCCGAAAGAUCUCGUUGCCUCCUCGAUGCUGGAUAAGAUCUUAGAGUUCAGCAGCCAGAGACAAUCCAAACACCUUAAGAAAGUUUCGGUUGUUCUUUAUCCCGGGGAUACAGAGACUAUUAAGGCAUUUACUGAUGAAUUUAAGAAGAAGUUCCCCAGUGCCACGUCUCUUCCUGUACCUCCACGUUCAGCGGCAGCAGGCGCUUCACAAAGUACAGGCAAAUUUUCCAAAGUUGUCUCCAGUUCAGGAAUGCAUGAGACUAAACUGGGAAAUGCGACGGUGCAAGUAGCAACUGGAGAUAUAACCAAGGAGACCACUGAUGUCAUCGUCAACUCUUCAAAUGACAGCUUCUCUCUCAAGUCAGGGGUGUCCAAGGCUAUUAUGGAUGCAGCAGGUGUAGCUGUUUUAGAAGAAUGCCAAUACCUUGGUGCCCAGCCCAAUCCAGGCAUGAUAAUGACUGUACCAGGAAACCUACAGUGCAGAAAGAUUCUCCACCUAGUUGGCCAGACGGACCCAGUAAAAAUCCAAAAGGCCGUAAAGGAAGCACUUGAGAUGUGUUUGAAGAACUCCCACACCUCUGUUUCAUUUCCUGCCAUUGGCACAGGUCAGGGCAACGUGCAGGCGAAACAGGUGGCCGACGCCAUGUUGGACGCAGUGAUUGAUGUCUUGAACCAGAACCCCUCCAGCUCCCUGACUUUAAUCCGGAUUGUCAUUUUCCAGCAACCUAUGUUAAAAGAUUUCUGCAGCAGCAUGCAAGAAAGGGAAGCCGCCGAACCAAAGGAUAAAGGAGGAUUCUGGAUGAGUGUUGGACACAAGAUCAAAUCACUGUUUAUAUCUGACAGUUCUGAACAAAACCAGGAAGAGGAGAUGUUUGAUUUUGAGACCAUCAAGGCGGACCCUGCUAUUUUCCACAUCUGUGGUGACACUCAGGCCAACGUAGAUGCUGCAAAGAAAAAGAUAAAUACCCUGAUAUCAGAAGAACAAGACAGCAUGAAAAUAACCGACAACGCCAUCUUAAACCUUUCUUCCGCAGACUGUCAGCGCAUUGCUGACAUCCAAAAGGACCUGGGUGUGAGCAUCAAGCAUGACACCAAUAAUGGCCAAACCUCACUCGUCAUUGAGGGUCUCAGUAGAGAUGUGCUCAAAGCUAACCGAAAGAUAGAUGUUAUGCUGAGGAAGGUGAGAGAUGACCAGGAGCUAAAGAAGAAGUUGGAGCUGGCAGCCACUGUGGCUGAUUGGCAGUACCAGCGGCACGGGCUUAGUUAUCAGAGCUUUGAUCAGUUGACAAACUACGAGCUUGAGCAUGCGUUGGAGAGGGCAAAAACCAGUGUGAAGGUUACCAUUCAGGGCUCCAGCUAUACUGUGAAGAUGCCUGACGGACCAGCCACUGACAGCAAGGGAAACAUCUUGCAGAUAAGAAGAGUUGACAAACUUAGAGCUGAUGAUGUUCCUGAGUUUUGGGAUACCAUGCCAGCUGGCCAAACGUGCCAUGCUGUCCCCAUCCAGGCUACGUCAUCAGAGUACGCAGAGGUCCUCAAUCUCUUCAAAGCCACAUGUAAUCGUACUGUUGCAAAGAUUGAAAGGAUCCAGAACCCUGCACUGUGGAAAAGUCUUCAGAUCAAGAAACAGGAGAUGGAGGUGAGAAAUAAACAUCAGAACAAUGAGAAACGUCUCUUCCACGGCACCAGUGAAACCACGGUUCCCAUCAUCAAUGAACGCGGCUUCAACAGAAGCUACGCCGGAAAAAACGCUACCUGUUAUGGUAAAGGCGCCUAUUUUGCUGUUAAUGCCAGUUACUCCUCCAGCGACACCUACUCCAGGCCCAACCAGAAUGGAGAGAAGUUCAUGUACCUGUGCAGGGUGCUGACAGGAGACCACGCCCUGGGACAGCAGAACAUGAUUGCUCCUCCAUCCAAAGGCUCUGGCGUUGACCUGUAUGACAGCGUGGUGGACAACAUGACCACUCCAAGCAUGUUUAUAGUGUUUCAUGACACCCAGGCCUAUCCUGAGUAUCUGAUUACUUUCAAGUAAGGCAACCAGAAAAUGUUAAAUAUAUUUGCAGCAUUGUUAUCUGAUAACCAUUUGUUUCCCUGAAAUACUUAUUUGAACUUGCUUUAAUCUUACUUGGUUAGUAGUUUGUAUUAAGGAAGAUUAAGUGCCUCAAUGUGAUGCCUUAAGGUAUCAUACAUACACAAGAAUUGGGUCCUGAAAGCAGGAACCAUAGAAAUAUCCAAUUAAAAGGGCUAUAGAAACCUUUGUUGUUGCCUUUGAGCUGUUUAAUAGCUCAAUCUUCUGAGCAUCAGUAUGUGAGACUACUGACAAGGACCUGCUCUGUUCUAGAAAUCAUGUAAUUGUUGAAGUUUAACGCUGUGUUUUAUAGGAAUAACGCUUAUUCCUAAUUCUAGAAAUUGAAAAUGAAACUUGAUGGGUGUUUCCUGAAAGUGAAAUGAACAAUCAGGGGGAUUUUUCAGAACAAGCUGCUAGAAAACUUCUACACUUAAAAAAAAAAAAAAAAUCAAUAAAACAUUCUUUAAAGACUC